CUCACACCGGGAACAUGGCCUGCAAGCUGAUCGUCCUCGCCGCCCUCGUGGCCGUGGCCCGCGCCGGCUACCUGGGCGCCCCCGCCGUCUACGCCCCCGGCCCUGCCAUCGCUGCCCGCGCCUACGCCGCCCCCGUGGCCUACGCCGCCCCCGCUGUGAGGGCCGUUGCCGCCGCCCCCGCCGCCGUCGCCGCCGAGUACGACCCGUACCCGCAGUACAGCUACGGAUACAGCGUGUCUGACGCCAUCACCGGCGACUCCAAGAGCCAGCAGGAGUCCCGUGACGGUGACGUCGUCCAGGGCAGCUACAGCGUGGCCGAGCCCGACGGUUCCAUCCGCGUUGUCGACUACACGGCUGACCCCGUCAACGGCUUCAACGCCGUCGUGCACAAGGAGGCCGGCGUGCACGCCGCCCCCGCCAUCGCUGCCGCCCCUGCGCUGGCCUACGGAAAGGCCUACCUGCACUAAAAAUCUCUCCAGUCAACAUGUAUUCACAUAAAUACUAUGUACAAAGCCAUAUUUAUUAGUGUACCUGGAAUGUGUAAUAUAAAAACUGUUACAAACGUC
Molecule: messenger RNA, 566 nt
Organism: Schistocerca nitens (vagrant locust)
Lineage: Eukaryota; Metazoa; Arthropoda; Insecta; Orthoptera; Acrididae
Product: cuticle protein 21-like
Exons: 2
Coding region: 15-467 (150 amino acids)
Cellular component (GO): extracellular matrix
Source: RefSeq, a predicted model, not a curated record